AAUCGGUCCAGCACUACGAGUAGCUUCAAAAAUAACCUCAAAUUGCCCACAAAAAAAAAUAUAAAUCAGUUUCAAGCUUUUGAGCGUUUUCAAACAAUUUUUAGUACGCGAAUAGAAUACACGCACGCCCGACCCACUGUCAAAACAAACCAGUGCUUUUGCCAUGUAAACAUGAACGAACACAAGAUUAUACUUCUUGUUGUCUGCAUGGCGAUUUACUGCUUGUAUAGUCUUAAGAUAUGGCUGAAAAUGAAAGACGAUGUAGAAGACACUGAUAGAAAAAUAUCAGACACAGUUCCGCCCGUGGUAGAACAAAAAGUAAUACCGAAACACGUUGAAAUAAAUGAAAAACCAGUGAAAAGAAAAAUUAAUAGUGACAUUCCGCUGUUCAUAAACAAUGGUUGUAGCGUAUUAGAAGUGUUUACCAAAAAACCCGAUACUAAACUCAAACUCAAGCAGAAUAAACUUCAAGAUAUGGAAGGUAAUAAUGGCAAUGCUAUAACAGUGAUAGGAAUAACAGUAUUUCUAGUGAUAUUAGUGUUGAGUGCAUUCAUGGAUGUACUGAAAGUGAAAGAAGAAGAAAGAGCAAUGCUCAAAUUAAAUCCAAACGGUGAAAGGAGACAAUCUUUGGCAGAAUUUGCCAACAAGAAAUCUUUACGUAGAGAAUCUAGCAAAUUUGGUCUUCAACUAUUUCAAAUUGCCGAAUCUUUUGUCAAUGGCGAAGAUGAAAACAAAACUCGUAGAGAAUCUAGACCUUAUACGAGAGGAGAAUCGACAACAUCAUAUUUUAGUGAAAAGAAAAUUCAAUCUGAGAAUUCUGCACCAGCUUCAAUUGGAGAAACUGCUUCAGAACCUAAACUAAUCAAGAGGCAGUCGGCUGCAAAACUUAUUGGUCUGUCUGACGACUGAAAAAGCAUUUCAGGAGCUCGCCCGGUCCCGAUGGUACGGCGGUCAUCAUUCCCCGCGCUACCCCUCAACCCAGAAGUCCAAGCUCUAAUGCUGGGGAACCGACAACCUUCGUUUGACAGCGACGAUGAAGACGGAAAGGGCCGACGCGUUAGGAUAAUCAGAAGAUAUUAAAUUCUUAGAUUCUUAGAAGAAGUAUUUGUGACACGAUCAUGGCUUUACUCCCAGAUUUUUAAAAAAAGUAGAGUACAAACUCAACUUGAUCUGUGCGGGACGUUUGGGAGGAAAUUAGGGAAACACUCUGUACCAUUUUGUUACAGAGUGUUACACCAAAUAAAGUUUGAAUAAACACAUACACUCAUCUCAGAGUAAUCAUAUCACGACCACUCUUGCAAUGUGCACUCUUGAUGUCCGACUAUGAAGAAAAUAUAAUGUGUUUAAAUAAUACUUUUGAAUUUGAAACCUGAAAAUCCAUUUAAGCCAUAUAACAAUUUACAAACAUUAGUCACACUUGAUUCACAAACUAUUGAUUUUUAGGCGAUUCGAUUAGGAAAGGAAAUCUCAAUUCUCAAUAACACUUCGUUUUUUGAUUUUCUUUUUCGCUUACCGAUUGUCUGGAAGAGAUCUCUUCAUGAGAGUUCGCCGUUGCCCUUUGGUUACUUUCCAAUUUCUAUACUUUUUUAUUUUAUUUUAUUAUGUACAAUAAAUUAAGCACCACUUUUUUGGUCUACGAAUUUUGUAAAAUAUAACUUGAGUCCAAUGACCGAUCUCAAAUAGUAGAUAUAGAAAUAAUACAUCUGUCCCUGUCGCUUUAAUUUUGAAUGAAUCGGUUCAUCUUGUUGUCAAAGGACUGAAUUUAUAUAUUACAAACUAUAGUAUAAAAAUGGUUAUUAUUUCAACUAAUUUAUUUUUAGUCUUCGGCCACUGUAGAAUAGAUUUACAAGAAAUCUUAAUUCUAGUUCAGUUAAUAAGCAACUUGUUAAACUGAUAGAAAUCACAAUUUUGUUAAUAAAAAUAUUUUACGAGUAGGUAGAGUAUAUCAAGAGUACGUGAGGUAAACUGCAGCUAAUUCCUUUCAUUAUGAAAAACUUUGUAAAUGUCUUCCCUUUUUUUUAGUUUUUAAAUCGAAGUCUGUUUAUUGACCAAUUAUUUCAAAUAUCGUUUGUUGUUUUUGCAUAUUUUGUCUAGUUUUAAUGAUAUUGAUGUAGAAUAAGUAAAAUUUGAUCUCCUUUACAUAUUUACCAAUAAUAUACGAUGCUGCUGAGGUAUGGUAGGAAUAUUAUGUAAUCCUAUAUACAAAAUAGAAACAAUUUUACAUUAUAAAUAUACCAUUUAAAUGGUCUAGUAAUUUACGAAAGUCUGAUCCUAAUCUAUGUACUGAUUUUGUGUGAUAAUUAUGUACCACCUAAUCUUUUGUCUUGUACUCUUUGUAAACCACUUUAACUUUGUAAAAUUUAAUUUAAAUGUUCCUUAAUAAAGGUAACUACUUUACCUUA
Messenger RNA from Plodia interpunctella (Indianmeal moth), 2402 nucleotides. RefSeq lists its product as uncharacterized. The coding region runs from base 172 to 909 and encodes 245 amino acids. The record is from RefSeq and is a predicted model, not a curated record. The transcript is spliced from 3 exons. Lineage: Eukaryota; Metazoa; Arthropoda; Insecta; Lepidoptera; Pyralidae.